AUGGGUUCGCGUCAAGGCGACGGGAAGCUCGUCCGCCAAAUUCGGAAUUACUUCAGGCAGGACACCAGGGACUUCAAGCCUCUCAAGCUUCUUGUAUCAGGUGCCCAGGGGAUAGUGGUCAUGUUUAGCGAACUCAAUGCCGAUAACAGCGAGGGAGGAGACUCGCCGUCAAACGGAGUCGGACACGGGAGGAUGUACCGGAUCUUCAGGGAGAAGUCAAAGCAUUCCAGGCAAGCAACACUCCCAUCCAUACGCGACCAUUUCGUGUCUGUCUCCUCAAACGGCCUCGAUCCUAAUCUAGGUUUUCAACAGAUCCUGUUUGGCGCCGAGCAUUUCACGCGAUUGAUCAUCAACGAAGACAACAGCGCCCUGACGAGGCCAAACCUCGCGCCUAUACCCCCCGACGACUUCCUCAACACUAUCUUCCGCGUGACCGAGGUCGUGCCCCAUAUACAGCUAGACAGGUUCGAGGUCAGGGCAUCCAGCGCCGACAAAACGCCGUUCCCCAGUCGUUUGCUCUGGCUCAUAUUCCGCUGUCUGGUGCGUGCUUGCAUCGAGAUGGCCUACCCGCCCGACAGGCACCGGACCAGGGUGUUUGGGGACGAGUGGCGCCAGGAUCCGGAUUUCAGAGCUGCGACUUCGGUCGUCCCGGGCGCCGAGCCUCCGGAGUUGUGUUGUACUUUCGUCCUUGGUGACGGCGCUUGGUUCAACGUGGCUACCCGCCCGCCGCCCCCUCUUACCGAAAGCCAAGCGACAGAAGCGACAGAGUUUGGAAGGGAGUGUGUGAAUGCAAAUCUCAAAGAAAUGGGAACGGUGAUGGGAAGUAUUCUGGAUCUGAAAACCAACACAAAAGACCACUACGAUCCGGAUCUCGUGGCCCUGGUCGAGCGGUGCAGUGGCGGGAGCGAUGAUCCUCCGCACCAGACACUCGGCGCGUUCAUGGACACCAUCGACGAAGCCAUCCGCACCAAGACCAAGCCGAGCGAUUCCCUACCUUGUCUAGGGAUGCAGCGAAGAAGGAAACGGACUCCUAUAUCAAGCAUCUCGUAG
Anthostomella pinea is the source of this 1050-nucleotide messenger RNA. The record is from the annotation of a GenBank genome assembly. Lineage: Eukaryota; Fungi; Ascomycota; Sordariomycetes; Xylariales; Xylariaceae.